Bombus pyrosoma is the source of this 2304-nucleotide messenger RNA. RefSeq names its product protein regulator of cytokinesis 1-like. The transcript is spliced from 2 exons. Gene Ontology annotation, cellular component: mitotic spindle midzone; cytoplasm; spindle. Lineage: Eukaryota; Metazoa; Arthropoda; Insecta; Hymenoptera; Apidae. Gene Ontology annotation, biological process: microtubule cytoskeleton organization; mitotic spindle midzone assembly. Gene Ontology annotation, molecular function: microtubule binding. The coding region runs from base 257 to 2194 and encodes 645 amino acids. The record is from RefSeq and is a predicted model, not a curated record.
GCGCGAAGUCAUCAGGUGGCACCACGUAUCUUACAAGUGAUACUUCGGACAUGGCCCUCGCCGAUUUGAAUAAAAAGUGUGGUUAGUUUUGUAUAUACGUGAAAUAAACAUAAUUGUAAUUUUAGGUGUACAUAUUAUUUAUUACUGAUAACUAUUUAUAAUCAUUCAUUAAUCUAUAUAUUUAAUUUUCCCGUCAUGAAUUAACAUUGGUUAUAAACAAUCUCCUCAAUUGGAUAUUAGAGAAAGAAAUAAGAGAAUGGCCGAUUCGUCCGAAUGGGAACCGCUUAUGCAGAAGAUUACUACAAAACUAAGUAGUACAUUGACUCAAUUGCACGAAAUAUGGGAAGAAAUAGGAUAUAAUUAUGAAGUACGUUCGAUAUAUUGCAAACAAGUAUUUGAUCAUAUAGAAGAUUUAUUAAGUGAUAUGGUUUCAGAGUCAAAACUGAAAAAAGAAACGAUAUUAGUCAAUGUUAAAGAUUUAAUGGACCAAAUAGGUGUUCUAACGAAAGAAUUAGGAACAAAUGUUACAAAUGCUGGAUAUGAAAAUCUAUCAUUAAAGGAAGUAGAAGAGGCGCUGCGCGCUGAUCUACAAAAUUUACAAUAUUGCAAAACACAGCGUGUGACUCAUUUAAAAAAGUUGCUCACAAAGGAAAAAUCCCUCUGUAGGGUAUUAGGCACUCAGCCAAUUAAUAUAGAAGAAAAAUUGCCUUCAGAAGAAGAACUUAAAAGUUUCGAGCUCUACCUUGAAAAACAAGAAGGUGAGAAAUGUCGUUUAGAAGCCAUUUUUAACGAACAACGUAGAGCAAUUGUUAGAAUGAUGGAUGAUUUAGGCACAUCUCCGUCAUCUAGUUUUCAACAUAUAGUAUAUGAAGAUGAUGAAAAUUAUGUCUUUAGCAAUAGCAAUAUGAGUAAACUGAGAGAACUUAGAGAAGAAUUAGAACAUAAAGUGAAUAGUGCAAAGGAACAUGUUGGAGAGAUUAGACAAGAAUUAAUUGCAUUAUGGAAAUAUCUUAACGAACCUGAACAUAUUUGUCAGUCAUUCCUUAGCAGUUAUGAAGGAUAUAGUGUAGCAACUAUAAAUGCGCUAACCACAGAAUUGGACCGAUGUAAAGAAAAACGGAAGCAGAACAUUGCUAAAUAUGUAUCACAAGUAAGAUCUGAGUUGGUCAAACUAUGGGAUAUAUGUAAAUUCAGUGAACAGCAAAGAAAGGAGUUUAUAUAUUUUUAUUCCCAUACAUAUACAGAAGAUUUAUUGACGUUGCAUGAACUGGAAGUAAAAAGGAUCCAAGAAUUCUAUAAUUCAAAUAAGUCUAUAUAUGAACUCUUACAGGAGCGUGAUGAUUUGUGGACAAAAAUGAAAGAAUUGUUACAACGUGCAAAUAAUCCAGAUCGUUUUUAUAAUCGUGGUGGUCAGCUAUUAAUGGAAGAAAAGGAACGUAAAACUAUCCAGAAAAAGCUGCCAAAAAUCGAAGAGCAAUUAAGGAAUUUAAUAAAGGAAUAUGAAAAUAUGCAUGAAGAAAUAUUUACUAUAAAUGGAAUGUCAGUAGAGGAAUUAUUGAAAGAAUCAUGGGAACAUUUAAAUGAAGAAAAGGAGUCUAUAAAGAAGGCUAGAAAAGAAGGAAAAGAUAAAUCAGCAAGAAAGGCAACACCAAUUGUUUCUAAAAUUCCUUCUAAAGUUGCUUUAAGCUCAUCCAAAAAAGGUAUACUCAGUAUUCGUCGUCAUACACCACUUAAUUUCUCAAAGAGGAAACUUUUCUGUAGUCCUUCUCCAAAUACUUCAGCAAAACGUAGAAAUAGGAGCACAGGAGCAAGUGGAUCUAAAAGUAAAGGAAACAGUGCAAUCUCCAAAAAAGCAUUGAAACCAAAAAAUAGUCAUAAAAACGAGAAUUCCAUGUUACAAAGUUCAACAGCUACUGACACGACAUAUAGUAAAUUUGAAGAACAUUUAGAGGAUAAGAAAGAACUACGAAGUUCUUUAUUGCCAGAAAAGGUAUUAACAAAUGCAAGUAAAUCUAAAAGGAGAAGAUCAAUACGGACACCUGCUAAGCCACUAAGAAAAAAUUUACCAUUACCAAAAACACCAACAACUUCAGAAUCAUCACAAUUGCAAUUACAUAAGUCACCACGUAGUCCUAGAAUAGCACAAUCAUCAAGGCUUGCCACUAUAUCAACACCAUUACCCAUAAUUUUUUGAAAUAACAUAAAAAUGUUUUGUAUAGUUAUAUCAAUAUGAAUUAUAAGCUACAAUAUUAAACAUUUUGUAAAUAUUUUUAUUUUAUUAAAUAUUUUAGUAUUAAUAUAACA